UAUUGAUUGUUGGAGGAGAAUUAAACCAACUUAAAAAUAGAGGGAGUCACCCAUCUCUUAGACUAGCUUUUGGAGUCUAUGUAUAUGGAAGAAGUUCCUAUUCUAUUAUCAUUGGAUGCACUCCUCUUACUGUUUGUUUUUGUUUGAUCGGAUUUGGUAAACCUGCCCACGCCCCUAUAAAAGAACCCAAGUGCACUUCAUGUAGAUUCAGAUCGACCAUACAUACACUAGAGCAAACAAGCAAUCAAGCCCCAGAACUCACCUACUAGCUUAGCUGCUAUAGCCAUCAUGAAGGUGGACAGGGACCUUCGCAUGGCCAGGGACCUUCGCAUGGCCACAGGCGACGGGGCGAGCAGCUACGCAGCCAAUUCCAGGCUCCAGAAGAAGGCACUGCAGAAGACCAAGCCAGUGCUUCAGAAGGCCAUACAAGACCUCUACCACAAGUUGCUCUCCCGUCCGGGCACAUUGGUCGUCGCCGACCUCGGCUGCUCGUCGGGGCCCAACACGCUGCUCGUCGUCGACGAGGUGAUGACCACACUCCGGGACUGCGCCCGCGAGGAGGAGAAGGAGGCGGAGGACCGGCGGCGCGCCAUGCAAGUGCAGUUCUUCCUGAACGAUCUGCCCGGAAACGACUUCAACCUCAUCUUCCGGUCGCUGCAGCAGCUGCAGGACUUGGGCGCGGAGGAGGAAGACGAAGCGGUGGCGCUGCCUUGCUACGUUGCCGGGCUUCCGGGCUCCUUCUACACGAGGCUUUUCCCGGGCCAAAGCGUCCAUCUCUUCCACUCGUCCUACAGCCUCAUGUGGCGUUCCAAGGUGCCUGAGAAACUCUCAAAUGGAACCUAUGUGAAUGAAGCAAACAUUUACAUUGGGAAGACUACUACUCCACCGACUGUGGUAAAAUUGUUCCAAGAACAAUUUCAGAAGGACUUCAAGUUGUUCCUCACAUUGCGGUACAAGGAACUUGUUGGUGGUGGCCGUAUGCUGCUGACAUUUCUUGGCCGAAAGACUGAAGAAAUGUUGAUGCACGGUGAAGUGGGCAGCAUGUGGGAAUUGCUUGCCAAAGCUCUCCAGUCUUUGGUCCAAAAGGGUCUGGUGGAAAAGGAGAAGCUGAACUCCUUUAACCUUCCAUUCUAUGCACCAUCCGUGGGUGAAGUAAAGGCGCUGAUUGAGAAGCAGAACCUCUUUGACAUCGAACACAUAGGACUCUUUGAGUCCAACUGGGAUCCACUUGAUGACUCAGACAGUGAUGUGGUGCUGGAUUGUGCUAGCAGUGGCAGAAAUGUCGCCAAUAAAAGCAUAAGGGCAGUGAUGGAGCCUCUGAUCAUCGAACACUUCGGUGAGGCCAUACUUGACGAACUGUUCAUGGUGUUUGCCUCCAUGGUUGCAGAACACCUCGAAAUAAAGAAGGCCAAGUACCCUGUCAUUGUUGUCUCCUUGAAGAAGGCCAUGCAUUGAAUUGAAGUAGUAUAUGACGUGGUGGUACGGUUGCAUAUACACACUCAAUGCUAAUCUUUGAGCACCUGUACGCUUCAUGAAUAAACCAAAUUUGUACUUCUAUUAUCCAAAUGAGACGAAAGUUGACACAUUUUGUUGGAAAGCGCAUAAGGUCCAAAUGCGUUGAAGAACA
Messenger RNA from Panicum virgatum (switchgrass), 1627 nucleotides. RefSeq names its product anthranilate O-methyltransferase 2-like. Gene Ontology annotation, biological process: methylation. The record is from RefSeq and is a predicted model, not a curated record. Bases 289 to 1455 code for a protein of 388 amino acids. The transcript is spliced from 4 exons. Gene Ontology annotation, molecular function: S-adenosylmethionine-dependent methyltransferase activity. Lineage: Eukaryota; Viridiplantae; Streptophyta; Magnoliopsida; Poales; Poaceae.